CCAAUCAGCGGGCGACUCCCCAGGCAGCGCGCGCCGCACGGGAGCCCGGGUAGCCGCUGUGGAAGGCGGACGCUCAGCGCCGGGCCGAGACAAGGGGAGGGGGAAACCGGGGUCCCGGAGCUACGUCACCGGGGGGACCCCACUACCAAGGAGACCGGGUCCGGAGCUACGUCACCGGGGGGACCCCGUUACCAGCAAGGGCUGGGUUCUAGAGCCGUGUUGCCAAGGCGACCGGGGGACAUGCCCGCCGGCCUCGCCGCCCUGGGGGCUCUAGCGCUGCGUUGCUAGGAGACCAGGGUCCAGAGUCCCAGCGCCGAGCAGGAGGGGUCGGGGUGCUAGAGCCGCACAGACAGGUUGCCAUGCCGACCAGGGUGUGAGUUCUAGAGCAGCGUAGCCGAGAGACCCGGAUGUUCCGGAGCCGCUUUCCCAUGGGGGGGGUUCUAGACCGGCGCUCGUGAGAGGUUCUCGAUCCUGAGAGCAGAGGGAAGAACUAGAGACACGUGGGGGGCGGUUCUGGAGCUCUGUCAGCAAGAGGGGGUUCUAGAACCGCAGAGGGGCAGUGGGUCUAGAGAUGGGAAAGGGCCUUGCCAGGCUCCAGAACUGCAUUGCAUAGGAAGGCAAAGGGGAUCCAGAGCUGGGGAAGGGGGAGGCGUCCAACCCGUCCCUCUUGCUCUAUCUCAGCCUCCAGGCCCCCCAUGCUUUGGCUCCCCUGAGCCCACGGGGGGGCCGGUAGCGGGGUCCCCCCACCCCCUGCAGGGAGCCAUUGCACUUUAGCAGCAGCCAGGGUGGGGAGACGAUGCUGUGAGCUGUUGUGUCGUCAGCUAUAUGACAAGGGAGGUAAUGGGAGGGAAUUAAUCUCACACACACACACCCGGGGCAGGAGAGGUUGGGGCAGGUCUAGUGCCUGCAGCAGGAGCUGGGUAAAUUUCCAGCCACUGCUACCAUGAGUUGCUCCGGUCUCAGCCAGUAAACUUUUCAGAGAAGAAUAGAACCCAGGAGUCCUGGCUCCAAGCCCCCCUGUUCUAACCCACUAGACCUCACCCCCUCCCAGAGCUGGGAUAGAACCCAGGAGUCCUGACUCCGAGCACCCCCUCCCCAAUGCUGGGGAGGGGGAGCCGGCCAUGCCGUCUGAGGCCCUGCCCUGCUUCCAGCUGCUGCGGAUGGGCCCAGCCUGCCCGGGGGAUGACCCAAACCGGGACCUGCACACCUUCCGGCCAGCUGAGCCGCACUGCACCUACCGGCUGGGGCGCCGGGCCGAGGUCUGCGACGUCCCCCUGGUGUCAGAGCGCAACCCGGGGCUGGUGUCCCGUGUCCACGCUGAGAUCCACGCCGAGAGGGACCCGCACAGGACGGCCGGGGAGUGGCGGGUCUGCCUGGUGGACUGCAGCACCCAUGGCACCUACGUCAACGCGGUGCGGGUGCCCCGGGGCCGCCGCCUGGAGCUGAGCGACGGAGACCUGGUCACCUUCGGCCACCCGGACCCCGUGCCCGAGGGCUGUGCCCUGGCACCCCCGCCUGAUGACUCGGAGUUCUGCUUCCUCUUCCAGAAGGUGCGGGUGCAGCCCCAGGAUUUCGCCGCCAUCACGGUCCCCAAGGCCCCCUGGCCGCUCCCCUGCGGCUUCAAACCUGUGCUGCCUGGCGGCAACCAUCGCAUCCGGCCGCUAGCCCGGCCCGCGGGACCCUCUCACCCUUCCCGCCCCAAGGCCACCCUGAUCCUCAGCUCCAUUGGCAGCAUCAGCAAGCUCAAGCCACAGCCGCUGACUUUCACCCUGAGCCGGGGUCCGAGGUCGGAGCCUCCCACCCGGCCCGGGGCCUCCAGGAGCCGUCGGAAGUCGGCCCACACGCUGCUCCCUGAGCUGGAGGACGAGGUGACCCGGCUAGACGAGGAGCAGUGGGCUUGUGAGCCGGACGGAUACAGCUGCCAAAGCCCGCUGCGGAAGGCGCCGGAGGGGGCAGGGAGCGGCCGGGCGCAGCCGGACGCGCGACUGAAGGUCCAGGUCACGCCAAGCGGGAAGCGGCGGGGGCGGCCACGGAAGCACCCGCUGCGUGACACCUGCCAGGUGUUCUCGCAGACGCUGCUGGCGGCGGAGCCCUGCGCAGCCCCGCGCUGCCGCCUGCCCCAGGACGAGACGGUGCAAUGGGUGCAGUGCGACGGCUGCGAUGCCUGGUUCCACGUGGCCUGCGUGGGCUGCAGCUACAGCGCCGUCCAGGAGGCCGACUUCCGCUGUGGGGGCUGCCACACGUAGCCGCGGGACAGGGAAACACGGAGCACGGGGCAGCCAGGAGACUGGAGACUGUGCAAGAUGGGCACGGAGUGGUGAAACCAGGCCUGGCGAUUGUGCACAGAGACAGUGACUAGUGAAACUGUGCCAGGCGGGUUGUGCACAUACAAGCAGCGACAGAUGAAACAUGACAGCUUAGAAGGGACUGGUGAAAUCAUGGGAGACAAGCAAGGACUGGUGAAAUUGUGCCAGGCGAUUGUGCAUGCACAGGCAGUGGCGGGUGAAAACAUGCACAGCGGCUAGUGCCACCAUGCCAGCCAAGUGGGGACUGGGUGAAAACAGCCAAGGAGCCUGAAGCAAGAAACGUAAGCCGGGCACGUGGCUGGCGAUGGAAACAAGAGAUGCCCGACUCAUGACUUGUGCAAAAGUGCAAAGAUGAUUGUGCAAACCUGGGAGCUGAGCACAUCCCCCUGGGCUGGGAUUUCUGUUCCCCUGCAGGGGAGCAGGGAAUGGGACACGGGGCCUUUCCCCUCUACGGGGCACUGGCUCCACAAUCCAGCCCCAGCGCACAUGAGCUGUGGCUUGUGAAAAUGUGCCUGGUGGGGUGAGAGCCAAUGGAGGGCCGAUACCUGAGCAGCGCCUCACACUGUCUGUGCCAGGCUUUCGCUCCCAAUUGGGCCGGGCAUUGGCCCGGUGCCACCUCAGAGCAUUUGGCAGUCGUGCGCAGCAUGGACAUCGAAGCAGCGACUUGCAGAGACUACACGCGGCCCUCGUGACAAAACAAGACAGCUGUGCAGCCUCGCACUAGGAGGUGACCUGGCCGUUUCCACGCCCACGAGGACUCCAGGAGGGCAUCCAAGACACGCAUACCUCCGUGUGAUUGACUCAUCUGCCCUCCUUUACACCCCAUUCCCUUCCUUCUUUCCGUAGCAGCCGCUUCUCCCUGCACCUGGAUUUCCCUGUGCGAAUAAACCCAAUCAUCGUGGCCUCCCACGGAGCCGCUUCCCCGCUCCCUUCUUCCUUCCAGGGGAGGGGAGACGGAAAAGGAGGGAGUGAAAACGUGCCGGAAAGGCCAGAAAAACUGGAUUUUUCAGCCUGUUCCUAAAACGGGGUUCUUCUUCCUAUUCCUAAACCGGACCUUUCCCUCCCACGAUGCUGGUGAAUGGCUCCCCGCGCCCCGCUGCAGGCGGAGAUGCGGAUCCACCUCUCCCCUCGGUUAUUUUUUCCUUCUUUUGCUCUGGCACCAAAAAAAAAAAGGGGGGGGGUUUUCUAACCGAUCACCUGUUUGUUUUUCCUCCACCGUCCCGCUCCACUUGUGCCCAUUGCAGUCUAACGUGCGCUGCAAAACCAACCCCCAGCGAAUGGUUUGUAUGUAGCUCCUGCCCACUCCGAAUUUGCUGCAGCACAGAGCACCGUAUGUGCCUAGCUCCUUUCUCCGCUACUGCGCGCUUGCUGGUGGGAGGCUGGCAUUGCAAGCCUGGGAAUUGACCCUCCGUGGGCAGGAGUAGCCGAGGGGCGCACCCCCAGAGGGGAACUGCGGCUCAGGGGGCAGGGAGUUGGGAGAUCAAGACCCUCUUGCAGGAUUUAUUCCAUCAUCUGCACUUCGGUCCCAUUCCCUGCUGGCCACAGCCGUCGCUUCCCCGGAUCCGGUCCUACACAAUCAAACCGAACCUGCAGGCAGAUUUCUGUGUGGCCCGGGUUCAGGUGGGGAGGGGAGUGGGGUCUAGUGGUUAGAGCGGGGGGGGGGGGACCAGGACUCCUGGGUUGUGUCCCCAGCUCGGGGAGGAGAGUGGGGACUAGUGGCUAAAGCAGGGCAGGCUGGGAGCCAGGACACUCUCUUGCUGCCCCAGUGACCUGAGUUUCAGUCUUUUCCUGUUACAGCCGCCCCAGUGAGAAGAGGCAGGGUCAGGGCUGCGGUGCUAGCCCAGGGCGGGGGGUCUCCUGGCUGGGAAGGGCUGGGGAGGUAGCCAAGGCCAGGUGGCCUUGGGGGAGUUAAAUCCUGCCAGGCAAGGCCCCACCCUGAGUCAGUGGCUGCCCUCGCUUCCCUGCUGGAGCUUGGACCUGCCCGCUGCCUCUCGCUCCAUGCAGCAGUGUGCGGUACAGUCGCUCUGCGAGCCCUACCUGGGAAACAAGACGGGGCGCUGGUGCUGGCCCUGGCUCUGAGUGCUGGAUCUGUGCUGCAGGGAGCGGGGCGGAGGCUUGGCAGGGGGCGCGUCAGGAGAGGGUGUUCUUCCCCACGUUACAAAGCCAGACAUGGACACCACACAUCGUUUGGGUAACGAGUUAUUUAAUAAGGCACCAAGAGGGGGAUGGGCGCGAGCGUGCAGCAGCUUCUUGUCAAGACACCGCCUGGGAUUCUCGCCCCUGCCCAGUAAAACCCAAAUCACUUUCCCCACAUUAGAUUCAGCAGCAAAAAAAAAAAAAAAGAGAGAGAAGAUCGGGGGGGGGGAGGGAAGCAGGUGGCAGGGAUGCAGCAAGAGGGGUCAGGACCCUCUCACCUCCUGCUGGAGAAAAAGAGUCUUACACUAUUUACACCAUUCCCUAAAAAAGAGCUACGAAGUCUAGAGGAACGUGGCUGAUCUAGAGGAAAAAAAAAACAAACCCGAGGUUCCUGGGAUGGGAGAUGGGGGGCUGUGGGGUCCCUGGGAGUUGUUGCAGAGCAGCCAGACACUCAGGAGGCUGGAGGGGGUUGGCGUGGUUCUGGAGUCACAGUGGUUCUAAAUUCCUCCUGUCCUGGUUCUGGAGUCACUGCGGUCUAGACUGACACGUGUUGGUUCUGGAAUCACUGUGGUUCAGUAUCGUGAUGUCUUUGGCAAAGGGAGCAAGGUUCUAGACUCACUGUACUCAUUCUAGAGUCAACAAAGAGCUGCUGCAGCUCUGGACUGUCCCCCCUGCAACCUGAGGUUCCUGAAGGGGAGAUAGGGUUGGACCCCCCUGCCCUAGACCCUCCAGGGGAGGAGGCCUCAAAAAUGGGUGACUCUCAGAACUGGGUGACUGGGCUCUAGAGCCAGAGUGGUUAAUCUAGAUCAGUGGUUCUCAAACUG
Messenger RNA from Dermochelys coriacea (leatherback sea turtle), 5266 nucleotides. It is a transcript of the gene TCF19, whose product is annotated as transcription factor 19. The transcript is spliced from 3 exons. Gene Ontology annotation, molecular function: protein binding. Bases 1122 to 2246 code for a protein of 374 amino acids. Gene Ontology annotation, biological process: regulation of gene expression. Gene Ontology annotation, cellular component: nucleus. The record is from RefSeq and is a predicted model, not a curated record. Lineage: Eukaryota; Metazoa; Chordata; Testudines; Dermochelyidae.